AGCAUCUUUUCCUCUGGACAGGUUUUGACAAAUCUCCCCCUAUAUGAACCGCAAGAAGAUUCGGAGGCAAAUCGUAGUCAACUCAGUUGUGUCUCCAGCGCCAAAUCAUAUAGAUGAAACGGACCCACUACGUGCAUUACCUGUAGGAUUCUUCCCAUACUAAAAUGUCAUUUACAUUCAGACUGACCUGAGAAUGAGUAGUGCUAUGGUCCACGUGCGACUCUCCGCAGCCAAUAUAGGAACAGCCAUUCUAUCCGGAAAAAGAGAGAGCAAGAGUUUACAAAGCUGCAGUAUUCAGGCCGGCAACGGCGAAGAACGUCGGAAGGAACUUUCUUACCUCUAAACAAGCCCAAAGGUUUGGUCCCUUGACUUUGCAGUCUUGACAGCUUCCCUACAUAGGAAAAAAAGGGAACAAAACCGUUACACAAGGAGAUUCUGAAAAUGUCACCCCCUACAGAGGUUACAGGAAAUGUAUGGCCUCACUAGAAGACACAAUGAUGGAGACCCCCCAGCACCCACUCAAGAUGGCCGCCCUGCAUGUCAUGGAUUUUCCUACGUCCUUUUACAACUUCCUUUCACAACUAAAAUCUUAUCCCGGGCUAAAGAAAAUCUUUGCGGUUACUGCCGUCAGCGCGGUGUCCAUUGUGUUUUUGGCUCAUCACUUUAAAAGAAGACGGGGGAAGAAAAAAAUCCAGGAUCCUCCCUGGGAGCCCGGCAAUCUCUUACUGGACUGUACCAAGAAUAUGACCUUUGAGAAAGGAUCCAGCUGCUCCAGUAGCCGGCAGAACCUGACCCUGUCCCUGAUGUCGGUGAAGGACAAGGGAUCCCAGGUCCAUAUUAAUGGAGGACUGAACAGCAGAUAUUCAGGAUCUGUGCAGAGUCUGGCUUCAGUUCGAAGUAUCAACUCCUACCAAAGCUGCGGCUGUGUCAACUCAAAUCCCUGGGACAAAGGGGAAGAAGAGGAUAUUAAGCUUGUAAACAUCCCAGUCACCACACCAGAGAACCUCUACCUGAUGGGAAUGGAAUUAUUUGAAGAGGCACUAAGAAGGUGGGAACAAGCCCUCUCCUUCCGAAAUAGGCAGGCGGAAGAUGAGGCGGGCUGCGAAUCUAUCAGAAUGGGGGCUGGUGAUGCCAUUGCUGAAGAAAACGUGGAGGAUAUCAUAAGUGCUGAGUUUAUCCACAAACUGGAAUCUUUACUGCAGCGCGCUUACCGACUCCAGGAGGAAUUCGAGGCCUCUCUUGGAGGUUCUGAUCCGGCGUCUUUGGCCAAUGAUAUUGAUAAAGAGACGGACGUCACGGUGAUGGAUAACGGAGGUGAUUUUGGGAUGAGAGACACAUUAAGCACCGCUUCAAACGACUCUUUCAUGUCUGCCACGGAGCUGACGGAGAACAGAGAGAUGAGUGGCAGCGGCGGCCUGCCGUCCCUUUACCACUGCCCCCUAUACGAGGAAGCCAUGUUACUGGCAGAGGAGGGGGGAAUAUACUGCAGAGCACUAAGGACGGACUUGCUGGAGUGCGGCGGGGACAGCGAUUUCCUUGCGAAGCUUCACUGCGUCCGUCAGGCUUUUCAGAUGAUACUUUCGAAAGUCGAAAACAGAGAAUUUCUGAUAAGCGUCUGUAGAAGAAUCUUAUCAUUGGUGAUUCUCAAGGCCAAAAAGAAUCCCAGGAAGUUUGAAGCGGCUUAUGACGAGAUGAUUUGCUUUCUGAACAAUCCCCACUCCUGGUCCACCAUGGAAAAUGAGCUCUUCGGAAGAGGGGUGAAGAAUAUAAAUUUUUACGACAUCUUUCUGGACUUCAUUGUGAUGGAUUCUUUUGAAGAUUUAGAAAAUCCGCCAUUGUCCAUCCAGAACGUUGUAAAUAACCGCUGGUUAAACUCCUCCUUCAAAGAAACAGCUGUCACCUCCAGCUGCUGGACUGUUAUCAAGCAAAAGAAACAGCAGGUGAAGUCACCAGAUGGAUUUUUUGCACAUUUCUACGCCGUCUGUGAGGAGAUAUGCCCGGUGUUGGCUUGGGGAUUUCUUGCGCCCAGAAAUGCACUAUAUGAGCUGUGCUGCUCUUAUAAGGAUCAGAUCCUGCACUUCCUCAAAGACAUCUUUGACCUGGAGAAGGUCCGCUAUUCCAGCGUCGAAAAUUUGUCGGAAGACAUUUUGCAGAACAUCUAUCAGCGUGCAGAGUCACUGGGGCUGUACGUGGGAGAAUACUCUUCGAAGUCCACUUGUGUCCAUCCCCAUAGAUAUAGAUCUGCUAAAACUGAUCCCCGAAAUCACAUUUAGGGUCUGCACGCCUGCCAGCAGCCAUCCCCUGAACCGCACUACUAUUUAUAAAGGAUCAGUUUUCAUGUAAAGAUAACACUUGUUCCAGUAUCACCCUAUAUCACUGUUUCCCAACCAGGGUGCCUCCAGCUGUUGCAAAACUACAACUCCCAGCAUGCCCAGACAGCCGAUGGCUGGGAGUUGUAGUUUUGCAACAGCUGGAGGCACCCUGGUUGGGAAACACUGCCCUUUAUUCUGUGGAGAAGUUGGUUCGCCUACUGCCCAAAUAGGUCUCCCAUAAUAAAUGAUAUGCCUUUCCCCUACAAGAAUACAUAAAGUUGUUUUUUUUUUCUUUUGUCAGUAAAUAGUUAAAAUUUCCUGGACUUUUGAUGCUCAGUGCCAGUUUGGCAGCCCUGUCAUUUGGCUCCUUUUGGGGCUAAUUUGCUCCCCUUGACCUAUGUGAGGAGCACAACCAACCAUUUGUAGAGGAGGUUGACUCUGAUCCAUCCUUUUAAUGAUGCAGCCACAGUUUUUCCUGUCGGAACGUUCUGGUUUACUUUUGACCAUUUUAUUUUUCAGUGCUCACUUUUGCGCGGUCCAACACUCGCCGCUGUUCAACUAAGUACGUCAUCUCCUCUUGUUACCAGGGCAAUUCUGGGACAACUUCUAGUUAUCUGAAAUGGUCAGGCACUUUAGUGGUCCUAUUGGAAUUUUACUGUUUAACUUACUUGAUCGAAAUUUGUGAAUUCUACUUUUGCGUUCUUUUUUUGUUUUUGUUUUAUUUCCUUCCUCUACCCGUGUCUGGUGGCAGACAUUGUUGCAUUUUGAGUGUUUUGUGCAGUUUCCCUAUCUCCUAUAUCAGUGUUUCCCAACC
This is a messenger RNA of Hyla sarda, 3126 nucleotides long. RefSeq names its product mitoguardin 1 (gene MIGA1). Gene Ontology annotation, biological process: mitochondrial fusion. The transcript is spliced from 16 exons. The record is from RefSeq and is a predicted model, not a curated record. The coding region runs from base 474 to 2273 and encodes 599 amino acids. Lineage: Eukaryota; Metazoa; Chordata; Amphibia; Anura; Hylidae.